Plasmodium falciparum 3D7 is the source of this 4077-nucleotide messenger RNA. RefSeq lists its product as uncharacterized. NCBI's taxonomy places the organism in Eukaryota, Apicomplexa, Aconoidasida, Haemosporida, Plasmodiidae. The record is from RefSeq and is a predicted model, not a curated record.
AUGGAUAAUAAUAAUAUAGUAUAUAUUGAGAAAAAAACAAAGGAAAAAAAAAAAGAAGAAAAAGAAAAAAAUAAAGAAUUCGAUUCUUUUCAUAUGAAGAAUAUCUUUUUAUUAGUUAUACAUUUCUUAUUCUAUAUAAUAUUAGUUCAUAUAUAUUAUACAUAUAAUAAUGAAAAUUUAUUACAAUGUUUUAAUAAUAGUUUUUCUUAUAUCUUAAAAAGUCCAUAUUUAAAUAUAUACGAUGUAGAAAUCAUACAAAAUAAUUUAUCUAAUAUAUCUCAGAUGUGUAAUCAUGAUAAAUUAAAUUAUUCCAAAUAUAUAGACACAGAUUAUUUUAAAUAUUCUUUCUUGUUUUAUAAUCAACAUGUUAACACAUACAUAGAUUACGUUAUUAUAUUUCAUAAAUUAAAUCAAUCUGAAAUUUUGAAAAAAGAAAUUCAUAUAAGCAUAACUAAAUAUUUUUUUUGGAAAGAAUGGGUGCUUUAUAUUUUUUUUAAUUUGAUGACAUGUGCUAUAAUAAAUAUCUACUGGAAAAAGAAAGAGAGAAAAGAAAAUAUAUUUCAUGUAUCAGUAAUUUCCCUUAUUAAUAUAAAUAUAAUAUACCAGCAAUUUAUAGACUCUAUUGAAUAUGGUUCUACAUAUGAAAAAUUCAUAGCGUUGUUAAUAUAUAUUUAUUAUAUCCUAUUAAUCUUAAAUAUUUUUAAAGAAUUAUCAAAAGUUAGUAAAAUAUUUCGUAUACCCAUAAACAUAAUUAGCAAUACAUUAAAACAUAACAAGGUGCUUUUCAUUUCUCUUUCUGCUUUUGUAGUAGUACCAUUUGUCAAAUAUAUAACAAGCCUUCAAAAUUAUAGUGACUAUAUCAAAUCGUUCGAUCUCUUUGAAAAGAACAAUAUAUAUAAAAAUGAAUAUCCUUACUAUUUUUUGUUUUCCUUAAUCUAUAAUUUUUUUUUUAUACCCAUGAUAAUAGUUAUAUCCACAGCAAGCACCUUUCUCCUUGUAAACAAGAACGACCUUUUAUUAAAUUGCAAGUUAAGAAAUAUGCCACUCUGGUUAAAAAUAAAGGAAUAUCUUUUCUUCUUUCAAGUGAAUAAAAAAUUAAACAAACAAAAGAUGUUUAUAUCUGACGAAAAAAAUAUAAAAAAUAUGAGUAUCCUAAAAUUUUCUAAUAUAUCUUGCUUCGGCCUUUUUUUUAUUUUUUUAAUUUUAAAAAUAAAUUUUGAUCAAAGCUCAUAUGAUCAUAUUAAUAAAAAGUACAACCUUCUAUUAAAGGAGUAUUUUUUAACAGACACAAAUAUGGAGAAAUCAUAUGAUACUUUUACCUAUUCAGCUGAUUACUACAACUUUUUAAACUCCAUAGUCAUAAAGAAUAUCAUGAGAAAUAAAAAAGAUUUGCAAAAUAAAAAUUUAUUCGAUAUUAAUUUGAAUUUAAAUGAUUACAAUAUUUCUAUAUAUGAUGAUUUUUUUAAUCAUUUUCCAUAUGACGUCUUUCUAAAAUUUAGCGGCAACAACCAAAUAUCCGAUGAAAUAACUAUAGCCAAUCCGUUACUUGCACACGAAUCCAACACUGAUAGUACCAAAUUAGAGAAUUAUAAAAGUAUCAUAGAGGAUAAUAAGGGAAGGAUAAAAUAUUACGACGCUUAUUCGAUUCUUUACAACUUUGAAUACUCCCUAUCUUUAUUAAUAAGGACAUCGUUUAAGGUGCAGCAUUAUGGUGUGUUUAAAAAAGAUAAAGAAAUUUUUGUUCAUGAGAUAUAUGAAGAUAAUUAUAAUAACAUGUAUAAUUAUAAAUAUAUUUUAUUAAUAAUUAUGUUUAUCAUAACAAUAAUAUAUUUAAUUUUAACGAUAUUUAUGGUGUAUUAUAUAAGAAGCAAGAUUUAUAUUUCUUUUUUUUCCUUUUUUUUCUUAAAUUUCUUCUUUUUUUUCUUAUUUCAUUUUAUGAGCUUCACACCAGUUAGCUAUUUUUAUGAUUAUAUUAACGACAUAAAGGAAAAUCAAAUAUCCGAAAUAUUUAAUAACAUGAAUAAACAAGACAAUUUUAGAUCCUUAUUAUUUGAUUUAUUAAAAAUAAAAUGGUAUAAAUUUUAUGCAAAUUUAUUUUCUUAUAUCAUUAUUCUUACAUCCUUAUUAAAUUUCUUUUUUCUUUUUUUUAUAAAUCAUAUUUCAUUUUUAAUAAAGCAUAAAAAAAAAUUUCUAUUAGUAAGCAUACCUAUAUGGAUCUCCGUUUUUUUCAUGUCCUUAAUAGGAUCUUAUUUUCCAUGUAAUAUCCAGAAGAACAUUUUUAAGUGGAUACUUUUAUUUUAUCAAAUUCAAACAAACCAGAAUUCUUUCCCUUACGAAGUCUUAAACAAAUUUAUUUUUGUUUUCUUCUUAUUUUACCUUACCUCCAUAUUCCUAUUUAUUUAUGUAAAGAAAAAACCAAACAUAAUUAAACUAAAAAGACGUAAUUAUCAAAAUGAUAAAGACCCUAAACAGGUACCUUUUAAUAACACCAACAUAUGCGAAAACUAUGAUAUCCUACUAUACUUUAAAGCCCUUUUAUAUUCAUUAGAUAAAACUUUUGAAAAGGUACAAUUAUUGAAAGAAAAAAAUAAGUUUUCUCAAAUGCUUAAUCUUCAGAUUAAUAUGUAUAAUAUGUAUGAACAACAAAAAAUGAUGUUGCAAUAUGGGAACAUAAACGCACAAGGUAAUUACAUGAAUGGACAAACAAAUAAUGUUAUGAAUGGUCAGGGGAAUAAUUACAUGAAUGGACAAACAAAUAAUGUUAUGAAUGGUCAGGGGAAUAAUUACAUGAAUGGACAAAAAAAUAAUGUUAUGAAUGGUCAGGGAAAUAAUUACACAAAUAGCCAAAUGAAUAAUUACAUGAAUAUCCAAACGAAUAAUUGCAUGAAUGGUCAGGAAAAUAAUUAUCUGAAUAGCCAAACGAAUAAUUACAUGAAUAUCCAAACGAAUAAUUGCAUGAGUGGUCAGGAAAAUAAUUAUCUAAAUAGCCAAACGAAUAAUUACAUGAAUAUCCAAACGAAUAAUUACAUGAAUAUCCAAACGAAUAAUUGCAUGAGUGGUCAGGAAAAUAAUUAUCUAAAUAGCCAAACGAAUAAUUACAUGAAUAUCCAAACGAAUAAUUACAUGAAUAUCCAAACGAAUAAUUACAUGAAUGGUCAGGAAAAUAAUUAUAUGAAUGGCCAAACGAAUAAUUUCAUGAAUGACCAAACGAAUAAUUACAUGAACAGUCAGGUACAUACAGAAAUUCCUUAUAGACCAAAUGAAAACGCUCAAACAUCAAGCCAAAUAAUGAAUGGCAAACAUAAUUAUGAUCAUACGAUGGUGGGAAAUAUACAAGACGGGAAAGGUAUAAAUACACACGCAAAACAUAAAUUGUAUGAAAUUAAAAAAAACGAUGAUCACGACAUUAUAGAUGAAGAUACGUCAAAUAAUGAAGAUUUGGAGAGACAAAAUAAAAAUAAAGACGAUGAAGUAGAUAUGAUUGAAAAGAUAGAGAAUAUGAGUUUAUUUUUUACAAAUAUAUUGAAUGAGAAAUAUGAUUUUAAUUUUUUAAAAGAUGAAAAUAUAAAGAAUAAUAAGAAGAAAACGUUAGUGCAGUGGAUAAUAUCUGGACUUUAUGAUAAAGAUAAUUAUAAAAGAAAUGAAGAAGAUAAGGAAAAAAGGCAAAAAAACACAAAGCAAUUAAAACGUAUGAUUGAAAAUUUGAAUGAAGAUUUAUAUUACAUAGACAAAAUAAAAAUAUCAUUUACAUAUUUACUUUUUCUAAAAAUAAAAAAAUAUAUACUUAUACAAAAGUUCAAUAAUUUAAAAGAAAAAAAAGGUGAAUUAAAAACAACAUAUCAAAAUAAAAUAUUAUAUAAAAGUCAUCUAAGUAAACUUCAACAAAAUUUGACAAAGCAAAUGUACCAGCUAGAAAAAAAUGUUUUAAUUACAAACAAUUUGAGGGAUGGUCUUAUACAUAUCAUAGAGGAUGAAGCAUUUUAUAAAAAGGAUGAACAGAAUAGUAGUGAGGAAAAGAAGGAACAAAUUAUUAAUGAGGAGGCUCAAUCAAACAAGGGCCGCAUUUUUGAAAAAUGA